AAAUAAUCGACGUUUAUAACGAUAAACCACUUCUAAGCUGUAUAGAAAAAAUACUAAUUAUCGUGUAUUAGUAACUAUGUUCAUUGUAGACUAUACAGGUGUUCCUGGUACCAAUUACACGACAAACCAUUAGGAUAACAUGGACAAAGAAGAACUUCACAAGAAGACUGAACAGGCAGAUGAAAUUGGGUUGUCGGACUCAAGCGAUAACGUCGUUUGGACGGAAAAUCUAGAGUAUGUACGAUAUUAUGUUAACGAGGGAUUUGUAUGUUCCAAAGAAGAGCUACCCAUCAAAGAAGAAGGACCUACUACCAGUUCAGGAGGAGCUGACAAAGUGUUAGUACAAGAUCCAAUUUUAAGUCCACCUGAUGGAUUUAUCAACGAAGCUUUCGAAGACAGACCACAAACAUUGGAUGACAACACGAUAAAUAAUAACAACAACCUUCAUCCUACCAACGGGACAGUGCCGCAGGCACACGAUGCCGCCUCUGCUAUUUGUCCUAUAUCAGAGAACCAAAUUUCAAAACUGGUCAAAAACGAUAACGGUGAGGUGGCCGUCGACUUGGAGACUAAAGAAAAAAAAUGGAAAGUAAAUUCUGUAGGAUGGGACCGAACGAGAACCGCCAUUUUCCUAGGUCUAUUCCUAGCUUUUGACGCAUGGGCUGCAAUAUUUUAUUGCAUUAAAAACGAUAUUGUUGGCGACAUUUUUAACGAUCAACCCGAUUAGAAUCUUUGAUAUAAACCUAUGUAAAAUUGUAUGAAUUAUGAAUACAAACAUUAUUAUGUUUACAGCAUAUUAUGAUAAUAAUUACAUGAACAGAAUGAAUAAACUAAAGAAAAAUGUA
Messenger RNA from Adelges cooleyi (spruce gall adelgid), 845 nucleotides. RefSeq lists its product as uncharacterized. NCBI's taxonomy places the organism in Eukaryota, Metazoa, Arthropoda, Insecta, Hemiptera, Adelgidae. The record is from RefSeq and is a predicted model, not a curated record. Bases 140 to 727 code for a protein of 195 amino acids. The transcript has 4 exons.